AGAAAAAAAAUUAUGUUAAGUAAAGAUACAAUAUAAUCGAAUUUAUCAUAUGGUUGUUGAACGUGUAGCCACCGCAUAAACAAUGAACACAGACACUGUCUAGUUCAAUUGCCAUGCGAUGUUAUACAGUCCGAACUUCAUAAACUAGUAAUAUCUGGUUUCCCGCUUAUUGUGCUAACUCACGUUCGCACUCAGACCAACUAGAGCGUUUGUUGAAAAGUUUAAGAGUUAAUAGCAGAAGAGAUUGUAUCUUUUAUAAACAGGCGUUAAAUAUUUAAUUCGAAUUGACUGUGAUGUGCUCGCAUGUGCUAUUGCAACUAACCGAGGUUCCACAUCGUCAUUAACAUCGAGUCAUCACAUUAGAAGAUAGUGAAAGUGGAGUCAGAGAGACGUGUGGAUCGUUUGAAUGGCUCAAGAAACAUUCCCGCUGACAGCAGACGAAAAAUUGGCAACGGAAGCAACAGCGCUUACAUCAGUGACUCAGGAUGUUGAAGAAGCAACGGAACCAGUUAAAGUGAAAGUAAAGGCCCGCGAAGUUUGGGCGAAAAAGAUUGACUUCCUGUUUGCGUUAAUCGGAUUCUCUGUCGGCCUCGGAAAUGUUUGGCGGUUUCCGUUCCUGUGCUACAAAAAUGGUGGAGGCGCCUUCCUGAUUCCGUAUUUCAUAGCCGUGUUUCUGGGUGGUAUCCCAUCAUUCUUCUUGGAGGUGUCGCUUGGUCAGUUUAUGUCCGAGGGAGGAAUCGGCGUCUGGAAAAUUGCACCUUUGUUUCAAGGUAUCGGUUACGCAAGCGCAGUCAUCGUCUUUAUCCUUAACUGCGAGUACAACAUUAUCCUCACCUGGGCCUAUUACUACCUCUUCGCAUCCUUCACCUCCGUGUUGCCAUGGUCAAACUGCGACAACGAGUGGAAUACGGAAACGUGUCACGUUGACCACCGGAAAAUCACGAAUAUGAUCGGAAAUAUAACGAACUAUUUGAACAUCACUGCAGUAAAUGUCAACGCCUCCUUAGUCGAUCUUGGUAUCACCGGCCUCCCCACGGCUCUGACGAACGAGACGCAAGUGCAUAUUAACGACCCGGUCACGGAAUUCUGGGAACGGAAGGUGUUGGGUCUCUCAUCCGGCAUCGACGAGCCCGGUGUUGUUAAAUGGGACCUGUGCUUGUGCCUGCUGUUAGCCUGGGUGAUCGUGUACUUUUGCAUCUGGAAGGGAAUCAGAUCGAGCGGCAAGGUGAUGUAUUUCACCGCCACGAGUCCGUACGUGUUCAUGUUCAUCCUCUUGAUCCGGGGACUGACGCUAGAGGGCGCAAUGGACGGCAUCAAGUUCUAUCUGAUCCCAGAUUUCUCGAGGCUGACAGACCCACAGGUGUGGGUCGACGCCGGGACACAGAUCUUCUUUUCCUACUCUAUUUCAUUGGGGACGCUGACCGCGCUGGGAAGUUACAACCGGUUUAAUCACAAUUCUUUCAGGGACGCGCUGCUGUUUGCCGGCGUAAACACGUUCACCAGUCUUCUUGCCGGCCUCGUCAUCUUCAGCAUCCUCGGCUUCAUGGCCGUGAGGCAGGGUGUAUCAGUCGCUGACGUAGCAGAAUCAGGUCCUGGCCUGGCGUUCAUAGCCUACCCGGAAGCUGUGUCGCAGAUGCCGGUGGCGCCAUUGUGGUCGGCGCUGUUCUUUACCAUGAUCAUCCUGCUGGGACUGGAUAGUCAAUUUGUUGGCGUGGAAGGUUUCAUCACGUUCAUGGUUGACCUGUACCCGGAUGUGUUCCGAAAAGGUCAUCGAAGGGAAAUUCUCAUCGGGAUCGUGUGUGCAAUCUCCUUUCUUAUCGGUCUCUCCAUGGUGUCUCAGGGAGGGAUGUACGUAUUUCAGUUGUUCGACUACUACUCGUCCAGUAGAAUCGUGAUGAUUGUGGCCUUUUUCGAGUGCGUUGUCGUUUCGUAUGUCUACGGCGCGGACCGUUUCCAAGACAACCUGGAGAUGAUGUACGGUUUCCGGGUAUUUCCGGUGGUAAAGUGGAUGUGGAAGUUACUCACGCCGUUGUUUACGAUGUCUAUUUUCGCGCUGGGCGCCAUCACGUACUCAGAGAUAUCAUACGAGCGGAAGUUCGUCACGUACGAGUACCCGAAGUGGGCGAUCAUGAUCGGCUGGACGCUUGGUCUCUGCUCCGUGAUCAACAUCCCCAUAUUUGUCGUGUACAGGCUCUACCAGCAGAAAGGAUCACUCAGAAACAGACUUCGACUGGCCAGUAAACCAAUAUUAAAGAAACAUCAGAUACGAGUCGGUGAAGAUUUGAACAAGAUCAAUAUUGUUUUAGAAGAGCCCGAUGAAUCGUUAGAGGCCAAUGGUAUUAUUGACCGAGAAACAAACGGAAACACUCAUUUUGGCGCCAUAAAACCAUAACAACUUUGUAAGAAUAACCACGUGUUAUUUGUGUAUGUGUUCAAAGGUUACUCGAGGUUGUUACUCAAAACAGCGGUUCAAUCUAGAACGCAGUUGUUACACAACACUGUUUGCAUAGUGAUGGUCUAGAUACGAAGCCCGCCGCCAACUUGAAGGUGCUUGCGUGCAUAUACCAGAUUUAACAUGCAAUUAUCUAAACUAUAUAGUUAGUGUGCACAGUUAGGUACAGGACAUUAUCUUGAGCAUAAAUGUAAAGUUAUUAUAAUCAUCUUAUUUUAACAUUAAAGCAUUGAGUACACGCGGAUUGAACCGUUAAUAUAUUGCAAACACGAUGCGAGUAUUGUGUUAAAACGCAAAUAUUCAAUCGAAAAAAAGAAUCGCUCAGGAUGAUCUUCCUGUUACGUUAUAUUCAAAUCAAUGAAAAAGGCAAUCAUCUUGUAGAAGGAGUUUAAUUGUUUACAGAAAUAUAUCAAAGGUUAUGUUUUGAAAUAUGAUAUGCAUGUUUUAUGUUCAUCCUAAAACGCUGACAAAAAUAUUGUAUUAGGUCUUUCUGAAUUUAUUGAUUUGUUUCAAUAGCUUAGUGUAAAUUAAUGUUUGAAUAAGUUUUGGUUAUGAUUUCUUCAUCUUCAGACCAAGUUGUAAGUAUCUUACUGUGUGUUAAAUAUUCAUUCAGUACAUACCAGUAUAUGUGAUCUUAUUACUUUUUUUAAACAUUCUUUGAUGAUUCAAAAACUAGAAUAGAAGUUCAGAAAAGGUACAACCGGAAAAUACAAGAAAGGACAGUUUUAUUUAUUUGUAAAUAAUUGUAAGCUGUACACAUAAUAACUAUUCAUGUACACAAAACAUAUUAUACCAUGGGUUAUUCAUAUUAGUCUAUGCAGACGACACAUACACACAGUUUUGUUGUACAAGACAUAUGACGUGCAAAUGUAUAGGUAUCGGCUGUAACUUGCUCGUAAUAAUGUUCUCAGAACAAUAUUUAAUAAAUGUAACCAUAAACAGAUUUGUAAUUUUUAUUGACAUUCCUCGGCCUUAUUAAUGUGUUUGUUUAAGAUUGCAAUGAUAAAUGUUGAAACCGUAUGUACCCGCUUGCAGAACAUCGUAAUUGACCAGUUUUUACAUGUAAUUUGUUUUAACGUUGGCCAUGUGAAAGGUUGUCUUUUAAGUUUGUAUACACUGGUAACCUCUAGUACAAAUGCAUAAGCGCCUUUUAUAUACACGCAACAAUGUAAGUUCACAUUUUGUUCUAUAAUCAGCUGUCCAAUAUUAAUUGAAUAGUGCGUGUAUAAGAUACGUAUAUACCGGUGGAGUGAGUAAUAUCUAAUUGUCUAAAGCCUAUUAUUUUGGUUUGCUAGAACUCUAUCAUUAAAACUUUUUAAGCGGAAAAUUUAUAAUGUAGAUGCAUAAUGAUGCAAAUACAUUACUGUAAUUGGUAUAUACCAUUUAGCUAUGCAUGUGUGCACAUGUCAUUUUGUUUAGUAUCUGCUUUGUAAGCAUUGGUCAAUCUUGUGUGCCAUAUUGUAAGUAUUUUAAACAAUAAUGAAGCAUAUUGAGAGCUUAUUCUUUUGAAAUAAAGUAUUAAUAGUAUUAAUUGAUACAAUGUGUAA
Messenger RNA from Dreissena polymorpha, 3999 nucleotides. RefSeq names its product sodium- and chloride-dependent taurine transporter-like. Bases 407 to 2392 code for a protein of 661 amino acids. NCBI's taxonomy places the organism in Eukaryota, Metazoa, Mollusca, Bivalvia, Myida, Dreissenidae. Gene Ontology annotation, biological process: sodium ion transmembrane transport. The transcript has 14 exons. Gene Ontology annotation, cellular component: membrane. The record is from RefSeq and is a predicted model, not a curated record.